AUGAAGUCGCUCGAUCUUUCCGUCUAUUUGGUCACUAACAACGAGAUGGUUCCCCCUGGGGUCUCGUUCCUGGAGCAAGUUCAAAAGGCCAUCGACAAUGGAGUCACCUGUGUUCAAUUGAGAGAGAAGGAACUAAACACUCGGGAGUUCAUUGACCGAGCUAGAGAGGUCAAGAAGUUGACCGACAAAGCAGGCAUUCCGCUCAUUAUUAACGAUCGUGUCGACAUUGCGCUUGCUGUUGGUGCUCAUCUGCACGUAGGUCAAGAGGACAUGGAAGUUUCUGUUGCCAGAAAAUUGCUGGGCCCAGACAAGAUCAUCGGUGUUUCGGCUAGCAAGCCUGAAGAGAUCGAAAAGGCGCUUGAGGAUGGUGCGGACUACGUUGGAGUUGGAAUCUGCUUUGACACACAGACAAAAGUGACAAAGAAGCUGCCAAUGGGCCCAAUGGGAUCACAAAGGCUGCUGAAGAUAAUAAAAGACUCAGGCAAGCCUAUGAAAAUAUGUCUAAUAGGAGGUAUCAACCAUACUAAUAUCCAGAGGGUGAGGGCUCAAGCUUCAAUACCGGGGCGUGCUAUUGAUGGCGUUGCUGUGGUGUCUUGCAUCAUGGCGGCCCCAGACGCUGCGGCUGCUACGAAGGAGUUGGUCAGACUAUGGAACGAGCCACCCAUUUUCUGGGAUCAGAUGGAUUCAGAUUCAGAUUUCAAUAUGAGCGGGGCCAUAGCUAACGUUCUGUCCACUCAUCCGCUUGUGCACCAUAUCACAAACGACGUGGUGAAGAACUUUUCUGCAAAUGUCACCCUUGCUGUUGGUGCUGCUCCCCUUAUGAGCGAGUGCUCCGAAGAGUUUGACGACCUGGCUCAGUAUCCAGAUAAUUCACUUUUACUCAACACUGGAACACCCAAUGAAGAGCAAACCAAGAUGUACAUAAGUGCCUUGAAGGCAUAUAAUACGUACGGCAAGCCGGUUGUGUACGACCCCGUCGGAGCAGGAGCCUCGAAUACUCGAAGACAAAGCGUUAAAAAACUGUUGCUCGAGGCAUACAUGACUGUCAUCAAAGGAAACCAGGGCGAGAUCUUUACUGCUGCUGGCGAGGAGAAGUCUAUGAGGGGGGUCGACAGCGAGUCUGAAGAGGCCCUUGAUUCGGUCGUGGCGGCAGCUAAAAAAUUGGCUUUGCAAAGCAGAUCUGUGGUGGUCGUCUCAGGAAAGACAGACGUUGUUGUCGAUGGAAUCUUGCACGGCAGAAGAGACAUUACAGGGGGCGUGGCUGUUGCAUUCAUCCAGGGCGGCCAUGAAAUAAUGAGCCGUGUUACGGGCACAGGUUGCUCUCUGGGGUCCACCAUUGCUGCAUUUGUCGCAGCCAAUAGAAGCAACCCAUUUCUAGCGACUGUGGUUGCCUGUUCUAUCUACAAGCGUGCUGGAGAAAAAGCUGGUGCCCAGGCAAAGGGACCAGGAACGUUCCAGACAUUGUUUAUGGACAAGCUAAAUGAAUGCGUGAAAACCCAGGAUUUUGAAAAUCCAAAGAUUAUUCUAACAUAA
Messenger RNA from Ogataea haglerorum, 1533 nucleotides. RefSeq lists its product as uncharacterized. NCBI's taxonomy places the organism in Eukaryota, Fungi, Ascomycota, Pichiomycetes, Pichiales, Pichiaceae. The record is from RefSeq and is a predicted model, not a curated record. Gene Ontology annotation, molecular function: thiamine-phosphate diphosphorylase activity; magnesium ion binding; ATP binding. Gene Ontology annotation, cellular component: cytoplasm. The coding region runs from base 1 to 1533 and encodes 510 amino acids. The transcript has a single exon. Gene Ontology annotation, biological process: thiamine biosynthetic process.